AUGUCGGAAUAUAAAGGUUAUUCAAACGAUAAAAAAAAUCAACAUAAUUCUUACCAUAAAAUUAAUGUUGGCGAUAAGGGAAAAGAAGUAUUACAAGGUAUAAAUGAAAACAGUCACAUUAUUAAACAGUUUAAAAAAUAUGCUAUUGAAUUGGAUACCAAACAUGAUCGAUAUGAAAGAAUAGUUAAAAUUAACCGUGAUAUUACAAUUGAAAGUAAACGAAUAAUUUUUCUGCUACAUACUCUUGAUAAGGAAAGCAAAAGAAAUACUAUUUUGGAAGAAGCUGAAACAAGAAUAAAUAAUCUUAUUAAGAUAUUGUUUAAAAAUAUUGCAUUGGAAUUAUAUGGUCAUGAUCCAUAUUUAUAUUUAAAAGCAUACAGAACAGGCUUUCAAGAAUUUAUUGAAGCUAUUUCAUUUUAUUGGUAUUUACAAAAUAAUACAUUAUUUAACUGGACAAAAUUAGCAGAAUCAAUGAGAUAUAGAAUAAAGGAUUUGAAUGAAAAUGAGCAAUAUUCUGUAGAAGAAAAGACAAUUCAGACUUUAAUUGCACCUGUUGAAUAUAUAUUAGGAAUAGCUGAUCUUACUGGAGAAUUAAUGCGAAAAUGCAUUAAUAAUUUAAGUAAUGGUGAUAUUUCAAGCUGUUAUCAAAUAUGUAAUUUUGUUAGAAAUAUGUACAAAGGAUUUUUAAGUUGUGCUGGUAUUACUACAGCAGAAGUGAAUAAAAAAAUGUAUGUUUUAAAACAAAAUUUAUUAAAAAUGGAGAAUGUAUGUUAUACAAUUAAAGUUCGAGGUUCUGAAAUUCCUAAGCAUAUGUUAGCUGAUGUAGCUAUUGUUGCUACAGAAGAUAUGACUUUAGACAUUGAUGAAGGAUACCGUGUAUAUUAAUAAUUCAAAUUCUGCUGAUCCCUAACUUUCACCACCAGUCAAUGUUAGUUCAUAUUCUGAUUCAUCAACUGAUUCUUCUUCAGAUAAUUCUGAAUCUGAAAAAACUUCUAAAGAAACCAGUUUAAAAAUUGUUUGAGUUGGCUUACUCUUAUCACGUGUAUGUUUAUAUUUUAUUUUAAGUUCCAAGUUCUUACGAUAACAUUUUAUUCCAUAUACACAUUCUGUUUUAAUAUCGGGUAGUUCAUACUCAGUAUCACUAGGAUGACUGUAAAUUGCCUUAUGUUCAGCAUUUAACCUAUAAUAUAAUUUAAAAUUUUUUCAUAAAUUUGUUACUUUCUUAUGAGCUACUAUACAAUUUAAAGUGAAAAACUAUUGUAAACAAACUUUUUUUUUUUUAAUAAAAAGCAUA
Ceratosolen solmsi marchali is the source of this 1294-nucleotide messenger RNA. It is a transcript of the gene Trax, whose product is annotated as Translin associated factor X. The transcript is spliced from 3 exons. The record is from RefSeq and is a predicted model, not a curated record. NCBI's taxonomy places the organism in Eukaryota, Metazoa, Arthropoda, Insecta, Hymenoptera, Agaonidae. Gene Ontology annotation, molecular function: sequence-specific DNA binding. The coding region runs from base 1 to 885 and encodes 294 amino acids.